Ostrinia nubilalis (European corn borer) is the source of this 2074-nucleotide messenger RNA. Its product is annotated as transmembrane protease serine 9-like. The record is from RefSeq and is a predicted model, not a curated record. Lineage: Eukaryota; Metazoa; Arthropoda; Insecta; Lepidoptera; Crambidae. Gene Ontology annotation, biological process: proteolysis. The transcript has 12 exons. The coding region runs from base 87 to 1679 and encodes 530 amino acids. Gene Ontology annotation, molecular function: serine-type endopeptidase activity.
GAGGAGCCCGAAGCAUUUUGCGAAGCGACUCCUUGCGGGCCGCACAUCCUCGCGUCGCGUCCGCUAAUCCUUCGUAGUAUUAGUGAAUGAAUAAAAUGGCAAUGGGAACUAAACUGCUAAUUCUCUGGAUGGGGCUCUUGGCCUUGACAUGCGGCAGUGACUCUGAGAACAGUAAUGGAUUUUCACCGAAAGAUGGCGCCUUUUACACCGACGAUGCGGUUAUAAUUAAUGCUGCCGUGAGUCGCGCGAGGAGGGACACAACAAAUAACACUAGAGAUGGGAAACAACUUCUGUAUUUUCAGACUAGAUCGCAAACUGAUGGAGCUUUUGGCAUGGACUGUGAAACAACCCUGGGUAAAAAGGGGACCUGCAAGAGUUUCCGAGAAUGCUACCCAUUGAUAAAGGUGGUAGACGUGUCAGGUGUUGACGGAUGGGUGAUGGGACAUUACGACACAUGCAGCUAUAUUAGCGCCGACAAUAUGGAGGUCUUUGGCGUAUGCUGUACCGAGCCCGUAGGAACUCCACCUCAACAGGAGCCUGACGUUCAGCGACUGGGAAUCUUACCCGCAGCCGCACCUAUGCAACUACCCCCAAUGCAGUUAGCUGGUUUUCAGAGAGGCGUUCUGUCAGCUCUAUCCGCGCAGUGGCCGUUUGGAACAAACUUCAACUUCCGGCAGAUCCCGGCCAACUGGCCGCCAACCAUCCCGCCACUGCCCACCCAUCCGCCUGACCACACUGCCCCGACACACCCACCCUCUCUUGUUGCAGGUGUUGUUACCACUCGACCACCUAGUGCUACCACUUCACAGACAACAUGGGCAACAAGGCCUCAGAUGACCACCAAGCCCACCACUAAACAGACUUGGCCACCUAUGUACCCAACACAACCAAGCAAGCCCACACAACCCCAACCAGUUGUUGACUUUUCAUGCGGAAACAAAAACGCCAAGAUCAAAGAAGACGAGCGUAUCGUUGGUGGCCAUAAUGCCGAGCUGAACGAGUGGCCGUGGAUAGUGGCUCUGUUCAACGGCGGUCGCCAGUUCUGUGGGGGUUCUCUCAUGGACGACAGACAUGUCCUAUCGGCUGCUCACUGCGUGGCGCAUAUGACAUCUUGGGAUGUAGCUCGUCUGACUGCGAGACUUGGAGACCACAAUAUUCAUUCGAACGCUGAGACUCAGCACAUCGAAAGGAAAAUCAAACGCGUCGUACGACACCGAGGUUUUGACAUGCGGACCCUGUAUAACGACAUCGCCAUCCUGACUUUGGAUCAGCCAGUAAAGUUCACAAAGGCUGUGCGCCCUGUUUGUCUGCCCAGCGGAGGAAGAGCUUACGCCGGUCUAAUGGCCACUGUAAUCGGCUGGGGCAGCUUGCGAGAGAGUGGUCCUCAACCAGCGACUCUGCAAGAGGUGACGAUUCCGAUCUGGUCGAACGCAGAGUGCCGGCUCAAGUAUGGCGCGGCUGCUCCCGGCGGCAUUGUUGAACACAUGCUGUGCGCUGGAAAAGCUAACAUGGACUCUUGCAGCGGUGACAGCGGUGGUCCCUUGAUGGUGAACGAAGGAGGCCGAUGGACGCAAGUGGGCGUUGUGUCUUGGGGCAUUGGCUGCGGCAAAGGGCAAUACCCAGGGGUGUACACGCGCGUCACUGCUUUCCUGCCUUGGAUUCAAAAGAACUCGAAAUAAACUACCUUAUAAGCCUGAAAGAACCCGCAUGAGAUGUUUGAGAAAAGUCUUACAAUCGAUUUGGUUGAAAGAGUAGAUCUCUAAUAUGCCGAGAAAUACACAUUUCGAAUCUAGCAUGGUAAACUGUUUAAAAAAAUCCAAAUUGAUCUAACUGCUUAUUCCAUAUAAAUAUUUUGUGCGGGAACUUUUUUAAUAUUCCUAAAAUCAUUCAAAAUUGAACACGAUGAUUCAUCAAUUAUCUUGAGAAAGACAACCUUGAGAACUUUCCUUUCUUAAUAAAUUGGUGAUUGUAAUGAACAGUAUUUGCGGAAACGGUAUGGGGACUGAAUUGUACUUAGUUUGUGAAAAUCGUGCCAAUUAGUUUAAGAUUAUAAAUAAAAAUAUUCGAUUUAAAA